This is a messenger RNA of Schizophyllum commune H4-8, 818 nucleotides long. RefSeq lists its product as uncharacterized. Lineage: Eukaryota; Fungi; Basidiomycota; Agaricomycetes; Agaricales; Schizophyllaceae. The record is from RefSeq and is a predicted model, not a curated record. The transcript has a single exon. The coding region runs from base 152 to 538 and encodes 128 amino acids.
GGACAUAGAAGCAGGGCAUAUCAUUCGUGUAUACGAGUACAUAGUGAAAGACGGCCUACGUGACCAACGACUGGGCCUACGUGACCAACGACUGAGCCUACGUGACCAACGACUGGGCCUGUGACUGUCUCACGAGGUAUCGCGUGCUUCCAUGUGCGGUCUGCAGCAUCACAUACGUCUGCAGCACCACAUACGACUCCGACCUACGCGAGCGAGGGAUGGCCGGCCGGUCAGGGUAUCGGGCAUUCGUCCAGCCAAGCGAGCGGGAAGGUCAACCGACGCCUUCGGAAUCGAAGACAGCUUGCGCGUCAACAUGACGACUCAUCGAUGCAGUCUGCGCGGAGGCGACUCGUCGACGCAGCUUGCGCGUCAACAUGACGACUCAUCGACGCAGUUUGCGCGGAGGCGACCCAUCGAUGCAGUUUGCGCGGAGGCGACUCAUCGACGCAGUUUGCGCGGAAACUUGACGACUAGCCGACAGAAUCGGGGACGCGUAGCGCCUACAACCAUAGUAGUGCUCACGUUACCGACAAGGUGACGGUCAGCGACGCGGAAUCGCGCAUGGUCGAGAUCCAUUGUCGCGCUUAUCCUGCGACGGGCUGGGCUUCGACUCGGAGGUUUGACUAGUACGACAUCGCAGAGCGCGAGCGGGAGGCGAGACCAGAUCGCGUGUUCUUGAACUUGACGUCGCGUGUUUUUCAACGUGACGUUGUGCGCUGCGCUCAAGGGACAUCGUGCGCUACGCCUAAGAGAUCUCGUGCGCUACGCCUAAGAGAUCUCGUGCGCUACGCCUAAGAGACAUCGUGCGCUACGCCCAA